This is a messenger RNA of Triticum dicoccoides, 1311 nucleotides long. Its product is annotated as transcription factor WER-like. Lineage: Eukaryota; Viridiplantae; Streptophyta; Magnoliopsida; Poales; Poaceae. The transcript is spliced from 2 exons. Gene Ontology annotation, molecular function: DNA-binding transcription factor activity; sequence-specific DNA binding. The record is from RefSeq and is a predicted model, not a curated record. The coding region runs from base 199 to 945 and encodes 248 amino acids. Gene Ontology annotation, cellular component: nucleus. Gene Ontology annotation, biological process: regulation of DNA-templated transcription.
AGCCCGGCCCGGCGGUAUAAAUGGCGGGCACGGCGCGGGGAGAUUCUAGCUGUCAUACAAGCCGGGAACCGCAGCCAGCAACCUCAGCAAUAGAUAGCGUAGCCACAGCCAUCGAAUAGUAUUAAUCCUAGUGGCUAAUUAACUAGCAAUAGAGAUUGGCCAGUUGAAGGAGUGAUAGUAUAUUAGGGAGGGAGCUGCAUGGCCAUGGACGCGAUGAGCAGCGCGGUGCUGCAGGGGGCGUGGAGGAAGGGGCCAUGGACGGCGCUGGAGGACCGGCUGCUGACGGAGUACGUGCAGCAGCAGGGCGAGGGCAGCUGGAACUCCGUCGCCAAGCUCACCGGGCUGCGGCGGAGCGGCAAGAGCUGCCGGCUCCGGUGGGUGAACUACCUCCGGCCGGACCUGAAGCGGGGCAAGAUCACCGCCGACGAGGAGACCGUCAUCCUCCAGCUCCACGCCAUGCUCGGCAACAGGUGGUCGGCGAUCGCGCGGUGCCUGCCGGGGAGGACGGACAACGAGAUCAAGAACUACUGGCGGACGCACUUCAAGAAGGCGCGGCCGUCCAGGCGGGCCAGGGCGCAGCUGCUGCACCAGUACCAGCUCCAGCAGCAGCAGCAGCACCGCCAGUACCUCCACGCGCUGCACCUCCUCCAGCAGCAGCAGCAGGAGAUGCAGAUGCAGCUACAGGAGAACCACCACCACCAGCAGCAGCAGCAGGUGAUGAUGAUGCAGCAGCAGAGCCCGCCGGAGGAGGACCAGGCCGUGAUCACCACCGGCGACAACAUGAACAGCAUGGAGACUGCAGGGUGCUACUGCCCGUGCCCGGCUGCGUCGGCGGUGCUCGACCUCCCGCUCCCGGCCGACGACGAGGACGCGCUGUGGGACAGCCUCUGGCGGCUCGUCGACGGGGAGGACGGCUCCAGCGGAGGUGACUCAGGCGAGUACUAGCUUAGCUAGUGUGUGUGCUACUACCACUACUACGGCAAUGUGCAUGUGUCCCGCUGUAAAGAAAGAAAGAAGGAGAGGUAUACAAUACUGCCUGCAGGUUAAUUUCAGUACUACUGGCCGCAGGUAUAUGAUCCCGGCGGUGAUAUCUAGGAAGGAUCAUGCAUGCAUGAUCACGCACGCAUGCCAAUAGUUCUUCUUCAUGCAUGUCUCGUGUACAUGUUUACCCUUUUACCCAUGACCAUGAGCCAUGAUGAGCCCAUGAUCAGGUGCACUGUACCACUACCAACCUCUUCAGUUAGCAUGUCAACAUAGCUAGCUUGUAAAUUGCAGCAUCAUGUAAUUUUGAUUCAGACAUAUUUACGAUUC